AUGGGCGAGUACAUCGUCAAUCCGUCGUUGAGCACUCUCCCGGAGGAGUUUGAUAUCAUCGUAUGUGGUGGUGGAAGUUGCGGUUGUGUGGUGGCCGGCCGGCUGGCCAACUUGGACCACAACCUGAAGGUGCUGCUCAUCGAGGCUGGUGAGAGCAAUCUCAACAACCCAUGGGUGUACCGGCCGGGUAUCUACCCACGAAACAUGAAGUUGGACUCAAAAACGGCAUCUUUUUAUGAGUCUCGUCCGUCCAAGUGGCUCGCUGGCCGAAAGGCGGUGGUGCCAUGUGCCCAUAUCCUCGGUGGUGGGUCAUCGAUCAACUUUAUGAUGUAUACGCGUGCCUCUGCGUCAGACUACGACGAUUUCCAGGCCAAGGGUUGGACAACCAAAGAGCUUCUUCCACUCAUGAAGAAGCACGAGACAUAUCAGCGCCCGUCACAUAACCGCAACCUACACGGUUACGAGGGCCCUAUCAAGGUCUCGUUUGGAAACUACACAUAUCCCAUUAAGGAUGACUUCCUCAGGGCUGUUGAGACCCAGGGUAUUCCUGUUGUCGAUGAUCUUCAAGACCUUGUCACUGCCCACGGCGCUGAGCACUGGCUGAAGUGGAUCAACCGCGACACCGGACGUAGGAGUGACAGCGCUCACGCUUAUAUCCACUCGACUCGAGCCGUUCACUCAAAUCUUUACCUUGCUACCAAUACAAAGGUCGACAAGGUUAUCAUCGAGAAUGGCCGCGCGGUCGGCGUGAAGACUGUUCCUACAAAGCCAUGCGGCGGUAUCCGUGAUGGCCGCACUUUUAAGGCGAGGAAGCAAAUCAUUGUGUCCGGCGGCACUCUGUCAUCACCGCUCAUCCUCCAGCGCUCUGGUAUCGGUGACCCCAAGAAGCUCCGGGCUGUUGGUGUAAAGCCUAUUGUGGAUUUGCCCGGUGUCGGUCUCAACUUCCAGGACCACUAUCUCACAUUUUCUGUUUAUCGUGCGAAGCCUGACACGGAGAGCUUCGACGAUUUUGUUCGUGGCGACCCUGACACCCAGAGGAGGGUUUACGAAGAAUGGAACCUGAGAGGCACCGGUCCUCUGGCCACGAACGGCAUCGAGGCCGGUGUAAAGAUCCGGCCUACGGCCGAAGAACUCAAGGACUUCGAGCGGUGGCCCACUCCCCACUUCAAGGAUGGCUGGAAGUCAUAUUUCGAGAAGAAGCCUGACAAGCCCGUCAUGCACUACAGCGUGAUCAGCGGAUGGUUCGGCGACCACAUGCUUAUGCCCGCCGGCAAGUUCUUCACCAUGUUCCACUUCCUCGAGUACCCGUUCUCGCGUGGUUCUACGCACAUCAAGAGCCCUGACCCGUACGAGGCCCCCGACUUCGACACGGGUUUCAUGAACGACGAGCGGGACAUGGUUCCCAUGGUUUGGGGAUACAUCAAGUCGCGUGAGACGGCUCGACGAAUGGACGCCUACGCCGGCGAGGUUGAGGCCAUGCACCCGUUCUUCGACUACGACUCACCCGCGAGGGCCCAUGACAUGGACCUUCUGACGACCAAGGCCUACGCCCUGCCCGGCAACCUUUCAGCAGGUCUUGGCCACGGCAGCUGGUCCAGCCCACUCACAGAGGCGGAGAAGAAACCCACCAUCUCCUACCUCAACUCUCACCACAAGGAGGUCCGUGACGAGCUCCAGUACACCAGCAAGGAUAUCGAGGCCGUCGAGGAGUGGGUCAAGCGCCAUGUCGAGAGUACCUGGCACAGUCUGGGCACUUGCUCGAUGGCUCCUAAGGAGGGUAACAGCAUCGUCAAGCACGGCGUGCUCGACGAGCGCCUCAACGUACACGGCGUCCAGGGCCUGAAGGUUGCUGAUCUUUCGAUCUGCCCUGACAAUGUCGGCUGCAACACAUAUUCGACUGCCCUUCUUAUCGGAGAGAAGUGUGCCGUUCUCACGGGUGAGGACUUGGGCUACUCUGGCUCCGCUCUGGACAUGAAGGUUCCCGAGUACAACGUUCCCGGUGAACUGAAGCACCCGCUUCGCCUGUAA
Molecule: messenger RNA, 2028 nt
Organism: Diaporthe amygdali
Lineage: Eukaryota; Fungi; Ascomycota; Sordariomycetes; Diaporthales; Diaporthaceae
Product: alcohol oxidase
Exons: 5
Coding region: 1-2028 (675 amino acids)
Molecular function (GO): oxidoreductase activity, acting on CH-OH group of donors; flavin adenine dinucleotide binding
Source: RefSeq, a predicted model, not a curated record